UCCCCCCCAGUUAGAAUCCGCCUCUCGCGGUGAUCACUGCUCGAUCAUGACGCGAUCUUCGACAGUUUGGAUCACUUGGCUCUUCGCAUUCAUCUCGAUCCACUCGUGCGUUGCCCAGUUUGCAGCUUCCUCACCCGGUGGAGCAGUUGCCUCUGCCGGAGGUGUCACCGUGGUCGCCCAACUGCCCGGAUUUGGAUUAAUCAAUGGACUCUUCAAUGCCAUGCACAACAAUAACAAUUUCGGCCAGCAGCAGCAAUUUGAAAGGCAGCAGCAAGGAAGGCCUGGAAUGGGUCACAAUCGGAGGGGUAUGGGAAUGCCUAGGCCAGGAUUCGGGCCACCCAGUCGACAGCAAGCUCCUCCUGGUUGGCCUCCAGGCUGGCAGUGGGGACCAACUGGCGGCAACCAGAAUCAACCAGGAUUUGGCUGGGAUCAACCAGGUUGGAAUAACGGGGGAUGGAACGGAGGAGGCGGAUCAGGACCAGGAUGGAAUGGAGGCGGAUCAGGACCAGGAUGGAACGGAGGUGGAGGCGGACCAGGAUGGAACGGCGGAGGAGGAAGACCAGGACCAGGAUGGAAUGGCGGCGGCGGAAGAGGACCUCCACCAAUGCCAGGUUGGAAUGGAGGCGGAAGACCUCCACCACCGCCGCCACCAAGACCGGGCUGGGGAGGCGGCGGAAUGGGACCGCCACCUAGACCACCGCCUGAUUGGAACAACAAUCCGGGCUUCCCAGAUCAGCCGGAUCCCAACACGAAUUGGAACAAUCCCAAUGAUAACACCACUCCCACAACACCAACACCAAUUGUACCCACUGUACCAACAACGACACCCAAGCCAGCGGAAACUCAUCCCACCUUCCAGCCACGUCCACCCACGCAGCCCACCAAGGACACCCUGAUCAUAGGCACCAAUCGACCGCCGCUGCUGCCGCCCCAGAAUCCAGACCCACCGACGCCCUUAAAUCCAACAUGGCCUGUUCCUCAGCCCAUGCCAAAUCACUCAGUCGAGUUGUCCGAAGAGCGUGCCAUCGUGUUUCCCAGUUCCAGCAGAUAUAUCCAUUUGCCCAGCGAGGAGAUUCCUUCGCAACCGCCCAUCGAUGUGAGAAGAAGAUGAUUCUUGACGAGGGAUUUCCCCGA
Molecule: messenger RNA, 1134 nt
Organism: Drosophila takahashii
Lineage: Eukaryota; Metazoa; Arthropoda; Insecta; Diptera; Drosophilidae
Product: 50 kDa spicule matrix protein
Source: RefSeq, a predicted model, not a curated record